GGACGCGUGGACGCCUCUCCCGCGGCGGUCUGUCCGUCCGGCGCCAUGGAGGAGUUCCUGCAGCGCGUCCAGUCCAAGCUGAACAGGAGUAAACACCUGGAGAAAGUCCAUGUUGUUCUUGGGAAUAAAUCCUGUGAUUUGGAUUCGCUCAUUUCUACUCUGGCCUAUGCCUACUUUCUAGACAAGGUCAGUCCUCCUGACAUCCUUUGCUUACCCGUGUUGAACAUACGGAGAAGAGAUUUUAGCUACUUCACAGAGAUGAGAUAUAUUUUGGAGGAGCUGAAUAUCCCGGAGUCGUUCCAUAUCUUCCGAGAUGAAAUCAAUUUGCACCAGCUGAAUGCUGAAGGGAAAUUGUCUUUGACACUUGUAAACAGCAACACGCUGAUAAGUGAGGAUGAAACUUUGGAAUCAGCUGUCGUCAAAGUCAUCAAUCCAGAGGAGCAACGUGAUGGCAGCCUGGAGUUACAAACAUCUUCUUCCUCUUUAGUAGUAAAAGAGAUUCUUCAAGAGGCACCAGAGUUAAUCACUCAGCAACUGGCUUAUCUCCUCAGAGGAAGCAUUCUCUUCAAGUGUAUGUCUUUGGAGGCUGACAGAAUUACAGAACAGCAGGAGAAAGUACUGUCAAUCCUAGAAGAGAAGUUUCCAGAUCUUCCCCCACGAGCAGAAAUUAUCUCAGUUCUCCAGGAGACACAGUUUAAUCUGCAAGAUGUAAGUAUUGAGGAGGCUAUGCUGAAGGAUCUGAAGGAGAUUUCAGAUGGAGAAAUCAAAGUAGCAAUUAGCACUAUUUACAUGUCUCUGGAGGACUGUGUGUUACACAGGAGUCUUGUUGGAGAUCUGAAAGCAUUCAUCGAUAAAUAUGGAUGUGAUGCACUUGUAAUUUUGGCCAACUGUUUGCCAGAUGAGAAGCAAACAAAACGACAAAUAGCAGUAUACUCAGAAAACUUAGAGCUUGGCAAUCAGAUCUGCUGUGAAUUAGAAGAAUGUCAGACUCCUUGUUUGGAGCUGGAUCCUCUAGAAUGUGGAUGCGAUCAAAUUCUGAUUUAUCGUCAAGAAAAUUCUUUGGUCACCUGUGAUAAAAUUUUUCUUCUGGUUAAGGAAGUUAUAAAUAGAAGACAGCCAGAAAUGGUAUCAAACAGUAGAACUUCUUCUACUGAAGCUGUUGCUGGAAGUGCUCCACUUUCACAAGGAUCUUCUGGUAUUGUGGAGUUAUAUGGUUCUGAUGUAGAACCACAGCCCAGUUCUGCCAAUUUUAUAGAAAAUCCUCAGGAUCUAAAUGGAUCCAUGCAGGCCCAAGUUGAUGUUAAUGUAGAUCUUGUGAGUCCAGACAGUGGAUUGGCUACCAUUAGAAGCAGCCGGUCUUCCAAGGAGAGUUCUGUUUUCCUUAGUGAUGAUAGCCCUGUUGCAGAAGGUGCUGCUUCCCAUCACAGUCUUCUGCCUGGCUUUGACUCCUAUAGCCCUAUUCCUGAAGGAGCAAUAGCUGAAGAACAAAACCAUCAGUCUAGAGAUAAUAGUGAUAACUUUGAUCUUUUCAAUUUUGAUCUAGCACCCAUGGUAACAGCUCCGUCUGAAUCAUCUUCUCGUUCUGUUGAUUGUUCACCAGCAGAUGACUAUUUCCUUAAUAGUGACUCAUCAGAAGGACAACAACUGACUCUGCAGAAAGAACUUGAUGAGGCAAACCUGCUAGAAAAUGAUACAGCAAAUUAUUCAACUGACUUACUUAUGGCAACAAAUGAGGAAGACAAUUUAGCUGAAUUUGAUGAAAGUUCCGGAGACCUGUGUGAGAAAACAUCAAGUUUGAUCAAUUUAGUUGAAGGUGAUUCUUCUUCACCAGAAAUGUUGAAAUCUGCUGAUUCAAAAAUUCCACCAACUCCUAUGAACAGUCUAGUAGAAACUUCACCAUUAGAUAAUGGGGAGCCUUUAUUUUUCUCGCAAGAUGUCAUUAAAAAAAUUAAUGAAAUAGAUGGCACAAAUUAUUCUCAGUCUCGUGUUAGGUAUGGGAGCUGGUGGGAUGGCUUUGACCUAGAGUCCAGACAUGCUGAUACAUGGAGUUCAAGUGAGCAGGAAUCUGUAUUUCAGAGCCCCGUCUUAUGGAAAGACUGUAAAGAAAGUCCUUUGCUACGAGAACAUGUUGAUAGAAGAGCCUCAGAUUCUGUUUUCCUCCAAAAACAGCCAAAGCAAAUGGAAUACAUAAGAGCAGGUCUGUGGGAUAGUAAUUUUAAACAAGAUAAUUGGAACCAUAAGAAUCAAGAGAAAAACAGUGAGCAUUUGCCACAUUUUCAGACUGCUUCUUUAGAGGAGACAAAACAAGAACCGGAGAGCUUUAUUGACCCAUGGAAGGUCAGUCAGCUGACACCUGUGAAGUCAGAUGACGUGUGGCAUAGCAUUGAAGGGAACAGUAGUCCACUAGCUGGAGACUGCUAUGAAGUCUGGACUAAGUUUGAUGCAGAACGUGUUGCUAGAUCCUCAGAAAAUGUAUGGAACAUGCCCAAACUGGAUAGAGAAAAAAAAUCAGUGAAUGGGCCUGAGGAAUGGGCCAUGUCAAAAAGUAGCUUAUCAGAUUCUUCAGAAAUUGUAGCCGACAAUGAGACUGAAAAUCCACCUAUCCAGGUAUCUCCAGAAGACUGGGAUAAAGAAAGAUCUUGUUCAGUAGAGGAACAUAUAAAAUAUGAAAAUACAAAUUCUUUUUUCAACAAUAUGCAAAAUAAUUCCAAGCUGAAAACAGAGGAAAAAAAUGUGUUUGGUCAUGCUAAAUAUAGACUAAAGCAUUUUGAAAAUCUAGAGACCGGGAAAACGUACGAUAAAAAUAUCAAGAAAGAAGUAACAGAAGUAGUCGUGCCAUGGGAGGAUACCUUCUUGUCUAAACCCUCAGACCUUAGUUCAUCAAACAUAGGUGAAGAUAUGGCUGUUUCUCCACCAGACACCAAUUAUUCAACAUCUGAUUCAUAUCUAUCACCUACAUAUGUAGAAGAUGAAAGAGAAAAUAAGGACAAAGAUUUUGAUGAAGAAACAGUUAUUGGCAAAUCAUUAAACCCAGAUUUGACUGAGCCAAAAUUAUUUGAGAAAGCAGAUAAGAAACCAUCAUCUCCUAGAAAUAUGCCUUUUUCAAGUGCCAGAAAUGAAGACAUCUGGAACACUCCCCUAAAUAAUGUCACCCAGUUACAAGAAAGAAAUUCUGAAGUUAGUGCUCUUUCUGCCUCUGCUAAACCCGUCCUUAAUUCAGAACCAGCAAGUGAUCAGUCUUUUUCAACAGACAUACAUGCAAAUGAAAAUGUUUCUUCUGUAUCUGAAAACAGAAGAAUAACACCGGUAUGCAGUCAAACAGUGAAUGACUUAUCACCACCACAAAAUGAAAUAAAUUCUAGUGAGGCUGCAGCUGAAAAUGUAGGAGCAGCAAGCAGUGUUAGUGUAAAAGACACAGAUGCCUCUAUGCUGACUUCAGACCCUGGGAAUGGUUUGGAUAUGAAAAUACAUGACUUGGGGAGUAAGAUACUUAGUAAGAAGGAAGCACAAAACACUGCCAAUGUUGAUGAAAAGCUGAGUAGCCAGGAUUCAAUGCAGCAGGCAAACUCAGGGAGUUUGAUGAGUGAGCAAGGUUCUGAGGAAGGCUGGGACAAUGCCAUUGAAAUAUCUUGGGAGGGAAAAGAGGAAUAUGAGAGGACAUAUGAUACAAGUGGACAUCAGAUAAUUAGUGACAUUUGUAAUAAACCAAUGCAAGAAGACAGUGAAUCCUCAUCUAAUGUAGAUUUUGAAGAGAACAGACCAAUAACUGAGUUUCCGAGCUCCCCAGUAAAAAAGGCAAAUAGUAUUAGUUUGGAAGCAUUACUCAUAGAGAAUGAGUCUUUUUCCAAUCAAAUUAAUCCAGUUAGUCAGGAAGAGAGCAGAGACUUGUCACAGAAUCAUGUAGAAUCUUCAAGUGCUUCUGAGGAAGGCAGAAAUUAUUACUCCUUUGAUGACUCUAGACAACAAAAUUACAGUGAAGCAUCACAGCUGCUUUCUGAGAAAGCUGAAGAGGAGACUGCAGUGAUAGAAGAUGCAACAAGUCCAGAGAUAGAAAAUAUCUCUGCAAGUUCUGGUAAAAGUAGUGAUAAUCCAGAAAAUAAUUCUUCUAAAAUGCCCAGAAGUUCAGGCAUCUGGAAUGACUCUGGAAAGAGUAGUUGUCUUCUAGCCACAUCAAUUCCUUUGACGAAUGAACAGCAAGAAAUGAUGGGAGAAAUAAAAGAGGGCUUACAUGAAGUGGUUCCAAGUCAUUCAGACAUUUGUAAUUCUGAGUUAGUAUCUUGCAAAAAUAGCUCAGAACUAAACAGGACUCCUGAAAAGUCUCUCAUGGAUGAGUUUAAAAGUCCAUCUUCUGGGUUUGGCAGUAUUCCUAACAUUACAGAUAUGUCUGUGGUGAAAAAUUCACUUUCAUGUGAAAUAGAUCCAGGGAGAAAUAAAAACUCUGAAAAUAUAGAACCUGCCAAUAAUCUUUGUAGAGAGCCAUGUGUAAUGCUUAAUGACAGUUUUCACCAAACUUCUUGGAAUUCACGGCAGUGUGAAGAUCUGCAGUCUCCUGGAGCAAGUCCUGAGGCAAGUGAAGCCCUUGAAAUGGCGAACACCACAAGCAGCCUUUCAAAGGAUAUACAGAUCAGGAGUUAUUUAGAAGAAGAUAAUGUGUGGAGUGAUUCAAUAAAUGAUUAUGCACACUCAAGUGGAACAAGUCCUGAUUUAAGUGACACAUCUGUGAAUGUGUGGGGAGACCUUCCAGUUGACAGUCACCACAAGAGACAUAUGGAGGACAUUAAAAAUAAUAAAAAUCUUGAAGAUGCUUGUGAAAGGAAUGAAUUUGGGAGUGAAUAUGAAGAAGGAUUUGAAGCAAGUGCUGAACAUAACAAAGUUCCUAAAAGCUUAGAUUUUUGGAAUGCCCAUGUAGAUGAUGAUACUAUGUCAUCUUUAUCAAGUCCUGAUGUAAUUGAGGAUUCAGAGAAUUCAGAAGCAUGUCCAGAAAUGUCCCAUGAAGAUUCCACGUAUGAAAACAAACAGCACAAAGCGUCUGAAAUAGGAGACGAUUAUGCUCGAUCUAAUGCAACAAGUCCUGAAGCAAAUGAAGACGAUUCAGAUGCAAAACAAAAGAUUGGAGAGGAGAUUCAUGUAAGCAUCUUCAAUGAAAAUCUUGAAACAAUUAAAGCUAGGAAAGUAUUGCAGGAAGACUUGAACAUAAUGGAACAUAACGAGACUUCUGAAUGUUUAGGUCAAUGGGAAACACUUCAGAAGAAAACUCAGGUGAGCAUUUCCAGUGAAGAAUCAGGUGGUGGAGAAGAUUCAUAUUUGUGUCAAAUGAAUAAAAAUACUACUCCGACUUUGGCUUUAGAUGAUAAAAAAGAGUCUCCUUCAAAAGCUGUAGAUACGUGGAAUAUGUUGUUGGGAAGUAAUUUAAGAACUAAUCCAAAAUUCACAGUAGGAACAUUCAGUUUUCCAGAUGAUGGUUCAGAAUGGUGGAAUUCACAACCUUGGGAAGAAAAGCAAUUGGAAGAUCAGUAUUCUGUUUCAAGUCAUUCAGCAACAAACCAAUCUAAUAGUAAGGAGGACUUCUGGGGAUCACCUUCGCAAGAAGAACCAUCAGAAAUACAUUUCAUUCAUGCAAGUGAUUAUGGAAAUCAGCCUUCUUCCCUGUGCAGUGAUGAAAAAGAAAAUGAAAGGCUCCUACAUCCUGUGAGUAUUCCCGAUAGUCAGAUAAAUCAAGUACAGUUCAAACAACUUGAUCCUUUCAUGCUAGACAAAGAAGAAAUGAGCUUGAAAGAGCAGUUCUUUCCCAAGGAAGAAGAAAAUCAACUGACUCCACAGAAUCCUUCAGAUGAGGAACGAGAUAUGACAAAUACACCAGUUAAAGACAUCAGUGAACUGGAUCUACCAAAAGUCAUUGAGGGAAAUGCAAGUCUCAUUCCUCAAGAACAACAGUGUGACCCCUGUGACAAAUUAGAAGUGCACAACUGCCUGCCAGGUGCUUUCACUGUAGAAGACUUGUCUUUUGAAAUGACAGAGAAGUCAAGUCCAGGAUGGAGUAUAUUAGUUCCCCAAACUGAACUUAUCCCAGAUAUUAUACAAGAUAACACAGAAGAACGUAAUCAGCUAUUUUCAGUGAAACCUGACCUGUGGACUAAUGCUGAGCAGAUUGUCACUUUGAAGUCAGAUGGCAAAAAUCCUGAUAUAUUAAGUCACUGUGACCAAGAGAAUAGUUCAGAGGCAUCAAGUAGUCCUGAUGUGUGCCAGGAGUAUGAAGCUAAGUAUGCUUCUAUCAUGUCUUCUCAGAUUGGAGUGGCACCUGAAGACAGUCAGCUUGUUCAUACAUGGUCAAAUAUAAGAAAAGAGGCAUAUUUUGAUUCACAGUGUCAAUCAGUAAUGCAGAAAGCAGAGACACAGUCUCAAAGGGGUAGCCUCCGGGACUAUGAACAGGGAAAGGUCAAUGAAUCCUAUCAGCUAAUCUCUUCUAAUACUCAAGAGUCUCCUGAACUUGCAAUUUUAGAAGAAUAUGGUCUAGAACAUAAACUUGCCACUGACCCAAUUGAGUUGAAUGAAAUUACCAAUGAAGUUUUAGAAGUGGUAACCUUAGAUCUGAAAGGCACACUCUGUGAAAGUCUCACUUCUGUGAGCCAUCAGGGAGCACGAACUGAAACAGCUCAAACAGUGACCUCUGAAAUGCAAUUAAUUCCCGUAGAUUUGACUCUUCGUGAUAUGGCAGGACAAAGCUUAAAAGAAAUAAGUGCCUUGACUGAAGUUGGAAAAUAUUCUAAAAUUGACCAUACAUCAGUAACUCUUCACAAGCUAGACAUGUCAGAAGAACUUAGGGAUGAAUCUGAGACAGCAGUGGAACAUAACAUCAAGAACACAUUGGUGACUAAUGUCCCAGCAAGGACAUAUGGUGCAAUAAACAUAAUGACAGCAGUAUCCAGUGAAGCAGUAGUAGGGAAAACAAAAGAUAAACAGAUACUCUCUGUGAAAUCCGUUUUGCGUGGUGGUGAUGAGGGCCCUGAAUCUGAUGCAGGUAAUCAACUGGUUGCUGACGUUGGAAAAGAAUCUGAUGAUGUAAUUAAAAACCCGGUUCCUGUGUUUAAGGAAAUGCCCAGUGACCACUCACCAGUGUUAUAUACUCCACCGUCCUAUACAUCUUUUGAUGCUGAAACUUCUGGAAGCAGAGACUGUGCAAAAGAUGAGCUCAUGUUACAGCAGUCAUUUUGUGACAGUAUUUCUCUGGAAAAACCUUUGCCACUGCCAGUGCCUUUGGAAGGUGCAGAAAACAUCCUGAUGACCAAAAGAAGCAGCAUUAAAGAUGAGAUGUCUGAAACAUCUACAGAGUGCUUUUGGGAAAAUCACACAUCAAUACCUUCACUCUCCCAGUCUGAAGCAACUCCAAUAGUUUCAGAGACCGGAAAAUCUGAAGCAGAAGCAACUCAUCUCGACUCACCAGUAGGUGGAGAUAGAAGAUCACCUGAUGAAACUGGCAUUGACUCCCUACUUAAUAGACAGAAUAAGCCAAGAAAUUCCUCUGAGAGCUGUGGACUGAAAAGUACAGAGAGUAAAGAAGAUGUGAAGAUGCAGGUUCAUGGAGAUCCAGAUUCAGUCCUUGUUACAGAGGAAGAAAAUAUACCUUUGACAAAGGACAAGCUUGAAAGAAACAAAAGUGAUUUUGCAUUUCAAGAAGAUACUGUAGCUGAACAAACAGAAUCUCAGGAAGGCUUUUCACCGGGCUCCUUGGAUACCUUUCAGCCAAUCUCCAUUACAAAUGAGAGGGAAGGGCACUUUGUUUGUGGGACUGAAUGGGACUCUGUUCACUUAGAAGAGAAAAGUUCUUCUAUUGUGCCUCAAAAACUGGAUGAUGAAAGAAGACCACAGGAAAAAUGUAGGCAAGAUGAGGGUUGGAUUAUAUUGGGCGAAAAUGAAGUCAGUGAUAUAUCAACUGAAGAAAUUUCUGUGGAAUCAGAGAUGCCAAAAUCAGGGUCUGGACAUUCUUGUGAAGAACCAGCAACUGAUGUGUCACAGAAAUUGAUUCUUGACACUCAAGCAGAAUUUCAGGGAGAAACUCCGCUUCAGAAAUCUUUUGAACAUGCAGGUGGUUCUCCUUCAAACAGCUUGAUUUCCAAGGAUGAGCGUUCAGGCAUUGCAGGAACACGCGUGUUGCCUGUGGUUGGUGAUGACGAUGCAUUGGAAGAAAAUUCUCAACGGAGAGUUGUAAAUAGUGCUGCAACAGAACAAGAAAUGGAGGGAGAAACACUGCUUCUCAACAGUGAAAGAAAACUGAGUCAAAAAGCAGGGUUGGUACAAGAGGAUGUGGGAAUGGAUAUCCCCUUUGCUGAGGGUGUACUAAGCCCCAGUUCUACAGAGAUGAGACCUGAACCUCCCAAUUCUCUUGAUCUUAAUGGUUCGCAUCCCAGAAGGAUAAAGCUCACUGCUCCAAAUAUCAAUCUUUCUUUGGACCAGAGUGAAGGGUCUGUACUUUCUGAUGAUAAUUUGGAUACACCAGAUGAAAUUGACAUCAAUGUAGAUGACCUUGACACUCCUGAUGAAGCAGACUCUCUUGAAUAUGCUGGACAAGAAGAGCAGAGUGCUACUAAGGAUGCUUCUCAGGAGGAGUCUGAAUCAAUUCCAGAGUACACAGCCGAAGAAGAGCGAGAGGACAACAGAUUGUGGAGAACUGUGGUUAUUGGAGAGCAAGAACAAAGAAUUGAUAUGAAAGUCAUUGAACCUUACAAAAAGGUCAUUUCACAUGGAGGGUACUAUGGUGAUGGUCUGAAUGCUAUUAUUGUGUUUGCAGCUUGCUUCUUGCCAGACAGCAGUCGAACUGAUUACAACUAUGUCAUGGAAAAUCUUUUCCUCUAUGUAAUCAGCACCUUAGAGCUGAUGGUAGCCGAAGAUUAUAUGAUUGUCUACUUGAAUGGUGCAACACCAAGAAGGAGGAUGCCUGGACUGGGUUGGAUGAAGAAGUGUUACCAGAUGAUUGAUAGACGAUUACGGAAGAAUUUGAAAUUGUUUAUAAUUGUUCAUCCGUCAUGGUUUAUCAGGACAAUUCUGGCUGUGACACGUCCUUUUAUAAGCUCUAAGUUCAGCAGUAAGAUACAGUAUGUCAACACGCUGGCGGAGCUUCGUGAGAUGAUUCCGAUGGAAUAUGUGCACAUACCAGACAGUAUUGUCAAGUUUGAUGAAGAGAAGUGUAUUAAGAGAAGAACAAGAACCAGCUGCCUCUCAAACGAUCCAGAAAUUACUUCAGUGGAGCAGGAUAUUGACAUGACCCUGAAAUAAAAACCAUCACUGCCAGGCAUUUGAAGAAGAGGAUUUGCUUGGAUUUUCAUCACCCAGACACCCACAACCAUGGUGUACAAUAUGCGAUUUGGAUCAGUUUUGUUCAGUUUAUGAUUUCUCUGUGUCAUUCAGCAAUUCAAGAAGACCAAAAGGGACAAUCCUGUUGCCAUGGAAACAGCAGAAUAUUGGGCUUAGUUAUUUGUGUUGUUUUCUGAAGUAGAGUUUUCAUUAGGAAAGCUGUAAUUGGUUUCUCUCUGUGUGUGCAAUUUCUGUUUAAAAGGAUAGCAUUUUACCAACA
Molecule: messenger RNA, 9568 nt
Organism: Colius striatus (speckled mousebird)
Lineage: Eukaryota; Metazoa; Chordata; Aves; Coliiformes; Coliidae
Gene: PRUNE2
Product: prune homolog 2 with BCH domain
Exons: 19
Coding region: 46-9270 (3074 amino acids)
Biological process (GO): apoptotic process
Cellular component (GO): cytoplasm
Molecular function (GO): pyrophosphatase activity
Source: RefSeq, a predicted model, not a curated record